GUAUUCUAGAACGACAAUCCUUUUCAUUUGCAUAUGUGAAGUGUGUGUUAGUUUACCAAACUUAAUAGCCUCUCAAGGUACUGUGCCUUGUUUGUGUUUCUCUCUCUCCCACCCCUCCUCCCUGCCUCCAGAUUGAUAUCUUAUGCAAAGGACUUUUUGAAUCUGAGUUGCAGCCGCCAUUCUGGGAAAGACAAACCUGCUACUCAUUUGCACUACCUCCUGAACUCAAAACUUACCUUACCCAGGUCCAGAGAAAGGCGAAUUUCUCCUAAAAAAAAGAAAAAAAAAAAAAAAAAAAAAAAAGGGUCUGCUCUAAUCAUCCUGUUUGAAGACAGAAGAGCAUCACGAGCAAACCUAUGAACCGAGUAUUUUCACAACUGGGACUAUGACAGGCAGACAGUAAAGAGGAAGUGUGGAGAAAAGCUACACGAGAUGCGAGCUGUGGAAACCUCAGAGAAGAUGGUUACUAACUGUGCACGCUGAUCAUUUACAGUGUGGAUGCAACAGCAAAGAAAAAGAAGCAAUCUCAGUGCUUUUUUCCCCUGUUUUUUAUAUUGUUUUUCAAAUGCAGAGGAAACAUAACAGUUUCUAAGGUACCAGAGUCAAAUAUGGCCCUAAGUGUUCUCAGCAUAUUCUUGGGGUUACUUCUUGAAGUUUCGACACAUGGACCAACGGGUAUACCCAGGACUUCUUGGAAACAUCAAGAGGUAAAUCUUAUACAGUUCACUGAAACAGGAAUAUUCAACUAUUCUAUAUUAUUGCUAAAUGAAGAUACAAAUGUAUUAUAUGUGGGAGCAAGAGAAGCCAUAUUUGAACUAGACAUGGAAAAUAUUUCUGUUAAAAAAAAUGAGGUUUUCUGGAAAGUUCCUGAAGAAAAGAAAACUGCUUGUGUAUUGAAAGGCAAAUCUAGAGAGACUGAGUGCCUCAACUACAUACGAGUCUUGCAAGUACUGAACGAUGCCAGCCUCUAUGUUUGUGGAACAUAUGCAUUUCAGCCCACAUGUGAUUACCUGUCUCUGCAGGAUUUUAAAUUGGAAAAUAAAAAUGAAGAUGGCAGAGGGAGAUGUUCGUUUGAUCCAGCUCAAAGCUUCGCAUCAGUAAUGGUUGACGGAGACCUUUACUCUGGAACAGCUUUCAACUUUUUAGGAAGUGAGCCAAUUAUUCACAGAAGCUCUCUACAGGUGUCCUUGCGGACAGAGUAUUCAAUAUCUUGGUUGAAUGAGCCCAGUUUUGUUUUUGCUGAUGUGAUCCGAGAGAGCAAAAACAGCCCAGAUGGUGAUGAUGACAAGAUCUACUUUUUCUUUACGGAGGUGUCCGUCGAAUAUGAAUUUGUUGGCAAGCUCUCUAUUCCCAGGAUAGCCCGGGUCUGCAAGGGUGAUUUAGGAGGACAAAGGACCUUACAGAAGAAAUGGACGUCCUUCCUUAAGGCCAAACUUGUCUGUUCCAUGCCGGAGUUGAACUUUGUCUUCAACGUCGUUCAGGAUGUUUUUAUUUUGAAGACGCCAGACUGGAAGGAGACCGUCAUUUAUGGUGUUUUCACUUCCCAGUGGGGGAAUGUUGGAUUAUCUGCAGUCUGUGCAUACACGAUGACUACUAUAGAUGAAGUAUUCUCGAAAGGAAAGUACAUGCAAAAGGCCUCUGUUGAACAGUCUCAUACAAAGUGGGUGAGAUACAAUGCCAUGCCUCCUAGUCCUCGCCCUGGAGCGUGUAUAAAAAACAUUGACCGGUUACAGAACAUAAGCGACUCUCUCCAUCUGCCCGACAAAACACUGCAGUUUAUCAAAGAUCACCCUCUGAUGGACGAUCAGGUGCUGCCAAUUGGGAAUGGACCAAAACUCAUAAGAAGAGAUGUGAACUACACACAGAUUGUAGUAGACAGAGUUCGAGCACUUGACAACAAUGUUUACGAUGUUAUUUUUAUAAGCACUGAUAAAGGAGUCUUACACAAAGCCAUCAUUUAUGACGAUGAAGUACAUGUUGUUGAAGAAAUACAACUGUUCACACAUUUUGAACCAAUUAAGACGUUGCUUCUAUCAUCUCAGAGGCAGAAGUGUUUGUAUGCUGGUUCAGAUGCUGGAGUUGUUCAGUCACCAAUUGCAUUUUGUGAAAAGUACAUGUCUUGUGCAGACUGCAUUUUAGCCCGGGACCCCUACUGUGCCUGGGACUCUGAAGACAACUCUUGUGUGGUCCAAGACCAUGAAAGCAGAAAAAGUAACCUUAUACAGAACUUAAAUGGAGAUGCAAAUGUCUGUCCACCAGCAGUAAAAUAUGUAUCCAGUGACGAUUACCAGAAGAUUAUUGUAAAGCCUAGAAAUGUAGCCGAACUCCAGUGCCAGCUUAAGUCCAAUCUAGCCAAAGUAGUUUGGAAGUUGAAUGGCACCGUUCUGUCUGUUGAAGACUCCAGGUAUCACCUGCUUCGAGGUGACAGUCUGCUCAUUUUGAGUGUCUCUGAACAGGAUCUGGGUAACUAUGAAUGCUGGUCAGAAGAGCAAGUGAAAAGCAGUAGCUUUGCCCAACUGGUGGCUGGUUUUGUCUUGAGCUUAGACUUGAGUGUUCCAUCUACAACAUCAGACCCCACCACCACCCCCCUCAGCCCUGUGAUCGAGACAGAAGGUAAUCCCAAUAUAGCAGAAUCCACACUAACUUCAUCACCACCAGGCUCUACUACUCCCACCACAUUGCCUUCCCAAACUGAAACAAAAUUAACCCCAACGUCAAGCACCACAGUACAAACAUUCCGGACGCUUCCUAUCCCUAUAUCAGAUGCUCCUAACCUUGAAACUAAAGAUCCUUCCACUGAAUACAUUAAGUCAAAUAAUAGCUAUGCCCUUUUGUUACUGUUUUUGCUCUUCUUUAUUCUUUUCCUGGCGUUAAUGGCUUACAACUGCUACAUGCAGUUCCUGCCACCCCCCUGCCUUAAGCUGCGUGCUGCUAUGUUGGGGAGCAACAAGAAGGCCAAGCCUGAAUACAUGGCUUGUGAAGCAGGCUUGAUAGAGCCAGUAGUGGAGAAGACUGUGCAGAGUGAGGCACACAACCAGAACGGAGCUCAGCAGAAGGGUUUGCGGGACACAGGUUAUGAAACGGAACCCGACUGCAACAAUGGCAAAAUCCCAACUGCUAAACACCUGGAAGAGCCUCAGGAGAGCAAAGAGAAGCCUUUCGAUGUCAUAUGUGAAUCUCAACCCAUUGAAUAUGCUGAUGCAGAUGUGCCUUUCUGAUGAACGCUUUGCUUGCCAGAGUUUUUACAUUUUUUUGUUUUAUUAGAUUUUAUUUAAUUUGGGGUUUUUUUUCUGCUGUGCUUACUGGCUCUUUCAGACCCAUGCUUAAUCUGGGUUAGAAGCACUACUUUUGUUCUUUUAUUUUUUUUUUGGGGGGGGGGGGGGGGGGGGGGGGGGGGAGACAACGUGUUUCUAACUUGUGUGACCCCGUCUUUUCCAUUCUAGUAGUAAAUCCAUAGGUUUAUAUUGUAUGAGAUUAAUUAUUAUCAAGGACUCAUUUCAAAUGUUGUGUUUUUGUGUGUGUUUUUUUUAAUUUCUACAACCUGUGUUACAAUCAGCAAUUUCUUUUUUUUUUUUUAAAUUUGCCAUUUAAUUUGAAUUCCAAAUUGGAAACUUAGUUUAUCAAAUUGGUAACUAACAUUAAUGUUUUCCAAAUUGGAGCAUGCUACUUUUUAUAUUUGUAAUAUAUUGGUUGUCACAUAGUUUUUUUGUAUACUGAAAUGUACCUGUGCGUCGUGCUGUAUUUGAUGCAGGUUGACUGGAUUAGUUUAGUUUUUUUCUUCUUUUUUAUGUAAAUUCUCAGGGAUGUUGCAAUGUUUCUGUUCAUGGCUUGCUACAUACAGUGCUGUUAAUAAGCUGCAGAUGCUGUUGCUUCAGUGCAUCCAGUCAUUGAAAUCACAAGGACAUGUUACAUGGGAUGAACAAAAUCGCAUGCUAAAAUAAAGAAAAAGUAGCCUGGGAGAAUACAAGUAACAGCAACUGAUUGUGAGCCAAAACCAUCAUGCAAAGGUUCUUAUCCUUUGAAUGUGAAGAUGCAAGUCAAGCCAGUGGUACAGUUCUUCCAAGCACUGGAAUAAACAAGUUUGAAACCACUACUGUUGGUUGCUUUGGGAGUUGAAUGUAUCGUACCGGAUAUUGCUAUCCCUUCUCAUUGAGGCAGAUGGUCUUCAUUAUGAUAAUCUGUGUUUUGUGUAGACUUUGAAAAUGUGUAGCGACAUGAGAAGUACCUCUGGACUAAAACACUGGAGAUAGACUGCAGUGCAAAAAAACAACAGGUGUGUAAACUGGGCCUUGCAGAACUGUCAGUCAUUGCCCACAUUUUGUCAUAUGUUUAUUUCCCAGUGUAAAGGUUUUGUAUUGUGAGAACUAACUUGAAGAAGGUAACAUUUCAUGACAUAAAUGUUCAGACAUCCUGUCAUGUACUGGAGCUAUUUGUCUAAAUCGGUGUAUAUAAAAGAAAGCUGAAAUGUCUAAAAUAAGUACAGUAGCUACAUGCCAUGAAUACAAUAAUUCUGUCAUGCGAACAAUAAUGUUGGGUGUUGCAUUUGACCCUGCCAUGGAAUAAAUAUGAACAUAUCUUA
Molecule: messenger RNA, 4579 nt
Organism: Polyodon spathula (Mississippi paddlefish)
Lineage: Eukaryota; Metazoa; Chordata; Actinopteri; Acipenseriformes; Polyodontidae
Product: semaphorin-4D-like
Exons: 16
Coding region: 609-3218 (869 amino acids)
Biological process (GO): positive regulation of GTPase activity; negative regulation of transcription by RNA polymerase II; negative chemotaxis
Molecular function (GO): chemorepellent activity; semaphorin receptor binding
Source: RefSeq, a predicted model, not a curated record